This is a messenger RNA of Prunus armeniaca (apricot), 435 nucleotides long. The record is from the annotation of a GenBank genome assembly. NCBI's taxonomy places the organism in Eukaryota, Viridiplantae, Streptophyta, Magnoliopsida, Rosales, Rosaceae.
AUGCUGGCUGAGGUGAAGAAUUUGCAAAACAACGACUCCAAAUCCAUCACUCUUUGGCUUAACAAAACCAAGGGUACUCUGCCUCAUGAAGAAGAUGAAUUAGCCAAGGCAAUACAAAAGAAGAUUGCGAGGAAGAACAUGGCAGAAAGCAAACCAGCUAAAAAUGCCACUCCCAACAAGACUUGCAUAUGUUCUCCGACCAACCACGCAGGGUCGUUUAGGUGCCACUUCCAUCGGAUCAGCGUUGCGUGGUCGGUAGAAGACAGUCGUAGCAGAUCAAAGCUGCAAUGCAAAGCAAACUUCAAUGCCAAUGCCAAGAAUGGUCUUCAUGAUGUGGUUGAGAAACAGCCGAAGCGAUCGAGAUUCGGAAGGGCUGCCUCUGCAAGAAGUUGCCGUGAAAACCUUCCUUUCACAAUGGCUGAGCAAGUUAAUUGA